Messenger RNA from Vitis vinifera (wine grape), 637 nucleotides. RefSeq lists its product as uncharacterized. The coding region runs from base 131 to 637 and encodes 168 amino acids. The transcript has 3 exons. The record is from RefSeq and is a predicted model, not a curated record. NCBI's taxonomy places the organism in Eukaryota, Viridiplantae, Streptophyta, Magnoliopsida, Vitales, Vitaceae.
AUUUUAAUUUAUUUUGUAUUUAUUUGUUAAUAUCUACUAAUGGAUUUAUUUUAUAUCUUUAUUUAUUAUUUGUUUUGCAUAUACAUAUUUUAAGAGACAGUGACCUACAUUGGACUACGAGAGGUGUGUGAUGCAAGACUCGAGACAAAGACAGAGUGAGGAAGGCAUGGAUUCAAAGGAAGAGAAAACCCCUUCACAAAAAAAAUAUAGAGGGACAACAAGGAAAUCCAUGAUUAUAAGGAAUAGGAAUAGAGGGAUAAAGUUGGUCAUAAAGUACAAUGCUAAUGGUAUCUAUGUAGGAGAAUCUUUUGUGCACCUAACAAGCUACUUAGGUGUAUUGGCACGUACGAUGGUACCAAUCAGAUAUAACACAUGGCGAGAUGUCCCUGAACAAUUGAAGGAUAAGUUGUGGGACUCUAUUGAGAUUGCUUUUACAUUAGACAAGAAAAGCAGAAGGAAUUGUAUGCUUACAUUGGGAAAAUGUUUUCGAUCUUUUAAGAACACGUUGACUGUGAAACAUAUUCUUCCUUUCAAAGAUGAGCCAGAGCUUCUUAAGAAACCACCAGCUGAAUAUCAUUUUAUCGAUGAUGAAGAUUGGAAUAUUUUUGUGAAAAAUAGGUUGUCUAAAAAAUUCUAG